Molecule: messenger RNA, 759 nt
Organism: Durusdinium trenchii
Lineage: Eukaryota; Dinophyceae; Suessiales; Symbiodiniaceae
Source: the annotation of a GenBank genome assembly
AUGGUCACCAACACGGUCGGCUCGGCAUGCGAGGAUUGUCCUGUGGACCUCCUGUGCUACGACCCCCCGCAGAAGAAGCCCUCAUUUGCGAAGCUGCGACAGGAGCAGGGCGAGGGCGAGCGGGGCGAAAAGGAGCAACAGGACAACAUUGCCAACGAGACCUGUGUCUCCUUGGAGUCAGGGCACUGGAAUGAAGCUGGGACAGAGGGAUGGAAAUUGUGCUCGGUGAACUGGACCACUGGGAGCAAUUGGUUCGGGAGUCUGCUUCUUUCUUGGAACAUGUGGAAAGCCAGGAAGGGCAUCCAUGCCGAUAUUCAAAUCUCUGUGGACCAGAAGUGGAUCGCGCUGACCAAGGACGACUACAUCUAUGUCCUUGGCCCAGAAGACAAGAUGGUGGAUGCUGAAGGCAGGACGUAUCCCUUCGUUCCUGGCUUGGAUAUGUUGCGGAUCACCUUCCCAGAGGGCGACCCCAAGCAGGGCCUUUUCUAUCAGUACAUGAUGCGCAAAGUGGCGCAAAAAGGUUCGGAUGGAGAAGUGGUCAAGACGCCGGCCUACCAAGCUCUCUUGGAACGUGUGCAACGCCCUACAAUGGAAGGCUGUUGUUGCAACUUUUUCCUUUGCAACAUCUCUGAUGAUCAAUACCCUUCGAUCUACGAUUCCUUGGAUGACCAUCAGUUGAUGGUGCCAGGCCCAGAAAAGUUGCCUGAACCACUCAUGGAGGUCAUUGCCAAAGAGCCGGGCUGGCCGUCCUACAAGUGA